GUUGAAAUGCCCUUUCAUAUACAGACAAGAAGACUGUCAGAUAAUUUCAUGGUUAGAAACGGCAACAAAUUGUGCUCAGGAAUCUCAAACACAACUAUGCGUCAGUUUUGCUGUCGCUGACCAGACUUGUGGCACCGAUCAGUUUUUGAUUCUUGGAGAUGCUUCCAGCUGGAAAUGUGUUGCUGUGAACACACCAGUGUUUGUUCACUGAAGAUCAGUUCUUUAACUGCAUUGAUUGUACCAGGGAUUCACUACGUCUGACAUCUGACUUGGUGAAUUGAUAGAAUACUUUGGGAAGGGAUUCUCUCACCCAUCUGACCUUCGGACACACCAGUGAGAUCACACUGGGGCAAUGCCGUUCAUUUGCUCUGAUUGUGGGAUGGGAUUCACUCAGUCAUCUGACCUACUGAAACACCAGUCAGUUCACACUGGGGAGAUGCCGUUCACGUGCUCAGACUGUGGGAAGGGAUUCACUCGAUCAUUCAACCUACAGAGACACCAGCGAGUUCACACAGGAGAGAGGCCAUUCAACUGUUCUGUGUGUGGAAAGGGAUUCACUAGGUCAUCUCAUCUACAGACGCACCAACGAGUUCACACCGGAGAGAGGCCGUUCACCUGUUCAGUAUGUGGGAAGAGAUUCACUCAAUCAUCUGACCUACUGGUACACCAGCGAGUUCACACUGGGGAGAGGCCGUUCACAUGUUCAUACUGUGGAAAGAGAUUCACCCGGUCAUUCAACCUACAGACGCAUCAGCGAGUUCAUACUGGGGAGAGGCCAUUCAACUGCUCUGAAUGUGGGAAGAGGUUCACUCGGCAAUCUAACCUUGUGGCGCACUAUCGAUUUCACACUGGAGAGAAAGUUUAAAUAAGCUGUAUGCCAGAUAUUGAACCAUCACAGUUGCUGAGUCCAGAGGCAAGUUCAAAAGUGACUGUUGGUGUUGAACUCUGCAAUUAUUGCUGCUGUUCAUCAAACCCGGUUCUGCACCCUGGUCACUGGGCAUGGGAGAAGUUUCUUCUGCUGAUGUUCACCUUUAAUGGGACUAGAGUUUAAUAUUCUGGAUCUGUGACAAAUUAAUCAGUUCUAUUUUAAAUUCUGUCUUGGGUACUUAGUGAAUCUACAACACGCUUAGUGUACAGUCAGGAGUCAACUCAGCCCAGCUGGUCCCUACUUGUGUUUCUGUUCUACAACAGUCCAUUUAAAUCCAUCCUUGCUGUUGACCUAUCACAUUCCCUGUAGUGAUGGGUUCCAAACAGUCACCACUCUGUGGGUGAAGAGUUUCAAUUUCCUGCAUGCCUUUCAGCAGACUGAAGAAGAUAAGCUGAUUGCAGUUAUCUUUGACAUGUUCGUCCAUCAAAUCUAUGGACCGAGGAAGAAUGACGUUGGUAGUUAACCUCUGUACUCCCUGCACAUUUCAACGUUAUGGGUUAUUUUCACUGCUUUUAAAAGGCUGUGUAUCACCACUUUUGGCCAGAAAGUGAUUAAAAUAUGGAAGAAAACAUCAAACUUGAAUGGGUCGAGGACAGAGGAAGAAGACAAACCAAUUAUCUUUGUUCUUGUCGUGUCAAAGAAAUGGAGACUGCUAUUUUUGAACCUGCUCUGUAACAUUCGUUUUGUGAACUGUUUGAUGAACUGAUUCUUGCUCUGGGAUAACCUAAUCAGAGGAAUUGCACAUGGAUACAAGGAGUUUCUGCAAUUGAACUGCUAAACCUGAGGUCAUUCUUAGAUAAGCCGUAUAUUACAUACAAUUGCAGGUUUGCAGAAGUUAUCUCAGUCCAGUGUAAUUCAGUUUGACUGUUAUGAACCAGAAUUGAAGGGAGUUAAAGAAGUCACCUACAGUGGUGCUAGAAAGUUGUGAACCCUUGCAUUUUCUCUAUUUCUGUAUAAAUAUGACCUAAAAUGUGAUCAGAUCUUCAUGUAAGUCCUAAAACUAGAUAGAGUCCCAAUUAAAUAAAUAGCACAAAAACAUUAUACCUGUUCAUUUAUUUAUUGAGAAAAAUGAUCCAGUGUUACAUGUAUUUGUUGGAAAAGCAUGUGAGCCUUUGCUUUCAGUAACAGGUGUGACCCCCAUGAACAGCAAUAACUUCAACCAAAUGUUUCCAGUAACUUUUGAUGAGUCCUGCACAUCCGCUUGGAGGAAUUUUAGGCCAUUCCUCCUUACAAAACUGCUUCCACUCUGGGAUGUUGGUGGGCUUCCUAGCGUGAACUGCUUGUUUCAGGUCCUUCCACAACAUUUCUAUAGGAUUAAGGUCAGCCAUUCCAAAACGCAGAUUUUCUUCUUUUUAAACCAUUCUAUAGUUGAUUUACUCUUUGGAAUCAUUGUCUGGUUGCAUUAUCCAACUUCUAUUAAGCUUCUGGUGGCAGACUGCUACUCUAAUAUUCUCCCAUAAAAUGUCUUGAUCCCUCAAUGAUUGCAAGCUGUUCAGGUCCUGAGACAACAAAGCAGCCCCAAACCAUGAUGCUCCUUCCACCAUGCUUCACAGUUGGGAUGAGAUUUUGGUGCCCUUUUCCCUCCAAACAUAUCAAUGUUUAUUUCUGCCAAAAAAAUCAACUUUUAUCUCAUCUGUCCACAGAACGUUGUCCGAGAAGUGUUGUAGAACAUCCAGGUGGUCUUUUGCAAACUUGAGACGUGCAACAAUUUUUUUUUGGAGAGCAGUGGUUUCCUCUGUGGUGUCCUUCCUCCAUGAACACCAUUCUUGCUUUGUGUUUUUCUUACAGUGGGCACAUGAACAGAGACUUCAGCAAGUUCUAGAGAUUUCUGCAGGUCUUUUAUUGUUACCCUUGGGCUCUUUUUCACCUCCUUCAGCACUGCGCGUUGUGUUCUUGGUGUGAUCUUUGCAGGAUACCCACUCCUAGGGAGAGUAGCAAUAACACUGAGUUUCCUCCAUUUAUAGACAAUUUCUAUUACUGUAGACUGAUGAACACUCAGGUCUUUAGAAAUACUUUUGUAUCCUUUUUCAGCUUAACGCAUCUGUACAGUUCCUCUUCUAAGGCCCUCUGAAAGUUGUUUUGAUCGAGGCAUGGUGCACAUAAACAGAUCUUUCUUGAGAAGAGCAGGCUCUGUCAGUAACCUGACUUUGUGUGUCUUUUUUAUAGGGCAGGGCACCUCUAUAACCCACACCUCCAAACUCAUCUCAUUGAUUCCAAAUCACCUGACUCCAAAUACCUUUUGUAGGAGGUAUUACCCCAGAGGUUCACAUACUUUCUCCAACAAAUACAUGGAAUAUUGGAUCAUUUUUCUAAUAAAUAAAUGGAGAAGUAUAAUAUUUUUAUUGUGUUAUUUAUAUAAUUGGGUUCUAUUUAUCUAGUUUUAGGACUGUGUGAUCUGAUCACAUUUUAUGUCAUAUUUAUGCAGAAAUAGAGAAAAUUCUACAGGGGUCACAUACUUUCUACCACCACUGUAAGGCAUGAAGUUGUGUAGCCCUUAGACUACAUCCAAUGGGAAUCUGUUAUAGGUCAGUCAGAUUAACUCAAGAAAAUAAGAAUGAGGUUGAGCAUUUGAACUGAUAAGUGUUUAGAAAGUUCGCAGUUUCAAAUGCAAAAGCGUGAUAACUGCAGAAACUAACUAUUGGAAGGAAGAGCUCCCAAGCCAGGUACUAGUAAAAUAAUUCAUCGAUCAGUUGGCCAUUGGGAGAUCCAUUGUUUCAGUGUUAUAAAUUCAAGAAGUGGUCUGAGUGAACAUUGGUACAGAGGAAACUGUCAAAUUCAUGUGUUAAGUUUUUGGCCUUGGGAUCAAAAUAGUUAUGUUGUUGUUUGUACGAACUUCGAUUAAUUAAGAGUUGCAGACUGUGUUUCCAAACCUAGUUAAGUUGAUGAAUGGCCUACAUAUUUUGGCAUCCUGUGGUGCACCCAGAAAGAAAAAUAGUUGUCUUGGACCCUAGUUUUGAGUUGAACCACCCACUAGGAUAUUAAAAUUGGGAAAGGAAAGGACGAAAGAACCCAGGGUUUUCGGAGGAUUGGAGAGAUUCCUUUCAUAGUUAGAUAUUAAGGAAGUAGCCCGACCAUGAAGAGUAGAUAGAAAAAAUUGAGAGUGAAGAUCAGGGACCCAGGGGAAAGCAUUGUGGAAAACCGUAUAUGAAAAGGAAUUACAAGAGACUAAAAAAGCUUUUCUAAUUGGUGUAUGCUGGAAGAUCUAAUUGAACUGAAGAGAGAAAACAGUAACAGCCAGAGGAAUUACGUGUGUGUCGGGAUGAUUUGGAGAGAGAGAGGAAAGAAAAUUAAUUCCUGAGGGAGUAGGGUCAGGAGAUUUUGAUACACGAGUCAGUCUCAGGUGCACUGUGAAUGCUUAACAAGAGAAAAGGAGAAAACUGAAGAGGAGUGUAAACAGGUGAAUACAGAAUUAGAAAGAUGGAAAACUCAGUAUCAGGAUUGCAAUGAAUGUCAUGCAGAAAUUGGCAGCUGAGAAGAAAGGCAGUGCCGAUCAUAUUGAGUGUUUAAAACAGAUUGAAAAUCUGCAGUGCCAAUUCUCAGCUCAGGGAGAGUGAUAUGUGCUUUUGGUAUGAAAACUGACAAUGAUGGUAAUGUCGAUUGGGGUGAUUUAGCUAUGAGGUGACACAUUAUAAUGGUAAGGAUGAUUGGAAAAGUGGCCUGUUCCCUUAUGGAUUUUUCCAAGAGGGUGUGGAAAUAUCCACACCCACUGCUUCAAUGGCACCCGUGGUAACGGAGAAGGUUUAAGUCACCGCUCAAUUCUUCUGAAUUCCAGUGAAUACAAGCCUAGACCAUCAAAGUUCUUGAUCUGACAAGCUAUUCAAUCCUGGAGUUAUUUUUUUGGAAUCUUCUUUGAACCCUCUCCGGUUUUAGUGCACUAGAGGCUCAUAAUACUCCAAGUGAUGCCUCAGCAGUGCUUUAUAAAGUUUCAACAUUACAUCCUUGCUUUUAUAUUCUAGUCAGCUUGAAAUAACUGCUAACAUUGCAUUUGCCUUCCUCACUACAGGCUCAACCUGCAAACUAACCUUUAGGGAAUCCUUCAUAAGGACUCCCAAGUCCCUUUACACCUCAGUUUUUUGUAUUUUAAUACAGGGAUUUUGUAUUUUCUUGCCAUUUCGAGGAUGCUCAACUCUUUCAUUUCAUCUACUAAAGUGCAUGACAUUGUAUUCUAUCUGUCACUUCUUUACCCAGUCUCCGAAUCUGUCGAAGUCCUUCUGUAGCCUCUCUACUUUCUCAAAACUACUUUGGGGGGUUUUAAACUAAUUUGGCAGGCGACGGAAACCAGAGACAUAGUGCUGAAGAUGAGGUGGUUGGUUUACAACAGGCAAUGUGUAGUGAGAGGCUGAUGAUAGGGCAAAAUUGCAGUCAACAGGAUAAGUUGUAACGUUAAAGGUGGACAAAAUCGAAAUGGGUGAAUACAAAAUUGAAGGCGUUAUAUUUAAAUGCGCGCAGUGUGUGAAAUAUGGUAGAUGAACUUGUAGCACAGUUACAGAUUGAAAUGUAUGAUGUUGUAGGCAUUACUGAAUCAUGGCUGAAAGAAUAUUAUAGAUGGGAGCUUAGUGUCCAAGGAUAUACACUGUAUUGAAAGGACAGGCAGGAAGGCAGAGGGGUGAUACAGAAAGUAAAUUGUUAGAAAGAGGUGACAGGAUUGGAAGGUAUUGAAUCAUUUUUGGAUCGAGCUAAGGAACUACAAGGGUGAAAAGACACUGAUGGGAGUUGUAUACAGGACCUGAAACAAGUAAAGGUGUGGUCUACAAAUUUUGCCAAAAGGGCAAUGUUACAAUAGUCAGGGAGGAUUUUAGUAUACAGGUAGAUUGGGAAAAUCAGUUUGGUUCUGAAUUCCAAGAGGGGAAAUUUCUUGAAUGCUACAGAGGGCUUUUUUAAAGUAUUUUUUUUUAGAGGUUGGGUGGGACUACAUCUGGAGGUCAUGGAUUAAGGGUGAAAGGUGAAAAGUUUAAGGGGAACAUGAAGGGAAACUUCACUCAGUUGGUCAUGAGGGUGUGGAGCCAGCUGCCAGUGCAGAUGUGCAGCUGAGCUUGGUUUCAAUGCUUUAAGAAAAGUUUGGAUAGGUACAUAGAUAGAGGGGUAUGGAGAGAUGGUUAUGAUGCAGGUCAAUAGGAGUAUUCAGUUUAAAUUGUUCAGCAUGGACUAGAUGAGCCAAAGGGACUGGUUCUGUGCUGUACUUUUCUCUGACUCCAUUACUCCAAUAUUCCAAGAGUGGACUCGACAGUAAAUUAUAUAACUAUAACAUAAUGUACUUACUCCUAAACCUGAUGCCUGAGUCAUGAAAGCCAGGAUGCCAAAAGCUGCUUUCACCACAGUAUCCACUUGUGUAACUGCUUUCAGUGAACUGUGCACUUGUACUCCUAGCUCUGUGUUGUCAUCAGUAUAGCAGGUAAGAGCGGGGCUCUGGGCGGGUGGGGAGGCGGUUCAUCGGCACCAGUAUCAUUGAACUGUGACUGAGGGACAAUUACUGUGAGCUCCAGACACACUGUGGCUCUGUACCUCAGGACAAUCCUGGUCCUUUCCCCCUCUCUCAGAUCCACCAUCUGUACCCGGGCCCCGGGGAGCUUUCUGCCAUUUCAUCAUGGAUGAUCUAUUUUGUUGUUUUUGUACAACUACAUAUCAAAUAAAUAAAGGCACACACUCUUCUAGCUUUUUAUAGCAGUCGGCAGUCUAACUUAAAGGCACAUUCCCAUCACCAACCGGACUAGAGUGUGGUAUAGAGAACUGGGAAAUAAAACCAUUACAACUUUUUUAUCAAAUGAAAACUAAAUCACCCCAACAAUCUCUUAAGAAUGUAUGUGAUGAAAGACAAUACUGUGAAUUAAGUUAAGGUCACUUCCAUAACUUAAUAAAGUUUUAAAAUGAAAACUGUCAAUCCUCAAAUGUAGCACUGAAGCCUGCAUUUGAUUUCUUUCAACCUUGUAUGUUUCACAUUGUAAAAGAAUGUGUUCAACUGUUUCAUAAUGAUGACAAAACCGAGACACC
Messenger RNA from Mobula hypostoma (lesser devil ray), 6916 nucleotides. RefSeq names its product gastrula zinc finger protein XlCGF8.2DB-like. The transcript is spliced from 2 exons. Gene Ontology annotation, molecular function: RNA polymerase II cis-regulatory region sequence-specific DNA binding; DNA-binding transcription factor activity. Gene Ontology annotation, biological process: regulation of transcription by RNA polymerase II. Lineage: Eukaryota; Metazoa; Chordata; Chondrichthyes; Myliobatiformes; Myliobatidae. The record is from RefSeq and is a predicted model, not a curated record. Bases 353 to 865 code for a protein of 170 amino acids.